Messenger RNA from Sander lucioperca (pikeperch), 2154 nucleotides. RefSeq names its product post-GPI attachment to proteins factor 2-like. NCBI's taxonomy places the organism in Eukaryota, Metazoa, Chordata, Actinopteri, Perciformes, Percidae. The transcript has 6 exons. Gene Ontology annotation, biological process: GPI anchor biosynthetic process. The coding region runs from base 527 to 1291 and encodes 254 amino acids. Gene Ontology annotation, cellular component: Golgi membrane; endoplasmic reticulum membrane. The record is from RefSeq and is a predicted model, not a curated record.
AACAAUCGGUCCUGUGUUCUGUUGCAGCACGCAGAGCUCCCAUCAUCGCCCCCCACUAACAAUUAAGAUAUUUGUUUUUUUGUUUUAAACAGCCUGUUUUAACAUUGUUAAGAGACAGAUUGUAUACCCUACAUUAUUUAACAUGUAUGUGAUCUGUGUAUAUUUUUUUGAUAGGCUGCGCCGCGCAAACGUAGCAGCCUCAGCCCUCUCCUCCGCUCACUUUCUCUUCCGGGUGCUGAUGUUUUUCACGCACUGUAUUUUCCUCCUGCUUUCUGUCGCCCAAGAAGAAGGAUGCUGCACACAUUCAAAUGGAAUUUAGUGGAUGCAAAAUUGUCACAGGAAUGUAAGAUGGCUGGAUGAUCCCCAGCCCGUUUCUAAAGGCAUUGCAUCCUAUCGGGAACAUUCUGCUCCACCCUGCUGCCUGAUAUCAUGAAUGUCAUUGUUAUAGCGUCGUUAUUGACAGGCCAAGUGCUUUAAUUUUUUUGGUGGAAAUUAUUAGGAAACAGUAAACCAAGUGGAGACCAAGAUGCUACAAGGCUCAAGUAUCUUGGGGCAUGAGAGGCCCCUGGUCAUCAGAGUGUCAUUCCCCGCCUGUGUUGUGGCCACUGUGUGCCUACCACUGCUUGGCCUAAUAACUUGUGUCUUCAUAUCCUCCAUUUUUCAUUAUGAGGACUCUACUAGUACACAUUGCCAGGUUCCUAACUACCUGCCAUCUAUCAGUGCCUCAAUAAGCCUAAGUCCUGAGUGCUACAUAUGGCGGUUCUGUAUCGGACUGCACUCGGCACCAAGGAUCCUGGUGGCAUUUACCUACUUCAAAUUUUACAAAACACGUUUUUCCUCGAGGUGCCCUGAGAGUUCACUCUGUUGCUUCAACCUGGCCUUUUCUAUUUGUGAAAACCUCGGCCUUUUGCUCCUCACAUAUGUAUCAUCCAGUGAAACAUACUUUGUACAUAAGGAAGGUUUUGUGCUCUUCAUAGUCAGUUCCCUUAUCCACAUGCUGAUAACCUGCCGUUUAUGGAAGACUAUUAAGAAGUAUUCAUUAAGUCCUGAGGAUGCCAAGUCUCACUAUUGGAAAGUACGCUUCUUACUUCUCAACGUAUCCUUCUGUGCUUUCGCCGUAUUCUUUUAUUGGAAACACAACAUGUACUGUGAAUCAGGGAGUUACACAUUAUUUGCCCUGUUUGAGUAUCUAGUGGUCUUCUCCAAUAUGGCCUUCCAUCUCACAGCAGUGUGGGACUUUAAGAGCCGGGAGGUCAUGGUCAUCUCAUCCUCCGAAGAUAAAGACUUCUGACUAGAAACUCAAGGACUAAGUGCUAAAUGUACAACCACUCAAACCCCUGAUGUUAACAGCCUUGAUCCUGCACAAGGGGAAGAGUCGGGUGGAGGCCUUUUCCAUAUUUCCAUGAUGACGACUCUGAAGUCCUUAGAGGGUGUAGAUGUCAGACAAGUUUGAAGAAAAGAUAUGCACAUGUGCUACUGUAUGGUCAAUUCAGUGAGCUAUAAGUGGAUUUUUGUGCCUCAUUGUCUCAUUCAUCGAUGGCUUCAACUACAUACAGUACACUAUUUUAUGUAAUGUGAAAUUUCAACUUUUGUACAAUGCACAAAAUAAUGUGUGGUCGUACUGUAUUUGCAAAAGUAAAGUGACAGUCCUUCAAAUAUGUUUAGACUUUAUUUAAAAAAUGCAAAAGGGGUAUAUGGUUAUAAAUUUAGGGAAUGAAAUAGUGGAAAGCAGGGUGUUCAUGUGGCCUUUCCUUCACAGCAUUCACAACUUUGAUACUGUCAACACAGAAACAAUAGCUUGUGACACAGUGAAGCUAUUUCACACCAUUCCCAAAAACAUUUGCCACCCAGGGCCACUCUACCAUCAUUCUUCAAAUGCAGUGUUAAGACAUCUGUUGCUAAAAGACUUUAAUAUUAGCCAUACUUAUAUUUCAAUUUUCAUUUUCAUUUAUAUUUCAACAAUAUCUGCGCUUUUAAUAAUUGUUUGAUUGUUAGCUGUUGAAAUGUAUGCACUGGUUAUUAAAUGUGAAUACUCUGUACUACAUGUGACCUCAAUGCUCAUUGUUAAUCUGCUGCAGGAUCACACAUUGCUUACCUAACUGUGACCCAAAAGUUAAUGCUGCUGGAUAAAAACCUAGUGGCCAUGUACAAAGG